GACCGACUGGUGGUAUGUCAUAAAAAUCGGAAAUGCCGAAACAUUAUAUCAUAUUCUGAAUUUAUAAAAUUAUUAAUAUACUACUAUCUACUAUCUCUUUUUAUUUAGAAUAAAAAUCAUUAUUUAUAUUUAGAUCAAUGAAAAUUUAAAACAAUAGUUGUAAUAGACAGAGUCGGCUUAGUUAAAUUUUUAAAAUAUAAUAAAAUUGUUUAUUAAUUCGUAUUAAUUAUUAUUUGAUCGAUUAUAUUAACAAAUGUAGUAACCUUAGAGAAAAAAGCUGCGCAAAAUCAAAGAAAUUAUACACGUAUAUACUAAAUAUGACGUAGUAGUAACUACCAAUGGAAAUAAUCCGCACCCUACAAACCCUAUAAGGAAGGUAAUCAAUUGUGAUAUUAAAACUUCGUUAGUUGCUUCAGUUUAGCGGUAGAAGUCACGCAAUACACAAAUUUUCGUAGCACGUGAAUGUUAUGUUUGAACCAGGUUAAAAUAACUAAUACAAAGGACUUCCUAGAAUGCCACAUUUCUGGGAUUUCGGAAAAAGUCCACCGAAAGAAAGAAACCUACAAGACGGUUUGUUUCAAAUAGCUUCCCAAACUUGUAAUUUAUUGGUACAGGUUAAUAAUACGAAUAAUAUUAGUUAUGGAAAUAAUAGUUCCAAUAUACAUCUUAAUAAUAUAUCUACCGGUGCGAGAAGUCGAACUCCUAGUGCUGCACCAGGACGUAGUGGAGAUAGAGAACAACUUCUCGUGCUUAUACCACCAAAUUCGGAAAGGGUUCAUAAAUAUAAACCCUCGGGGUUGUUGGGAAAACCCAGGUUAUCGACUGUUCUUGAAACGUCUCCUGUUCAAAAUGAAGAGGAUACAGAUAUUUGGAGUCAUGGUUUCAUGAUACCUUCAAAUGGGGAUGAUACACCUGAAAGAUGGUCAAAUAAAAAUAAAUGGUGCAGACCAUCAUGCAUACCAAUUUCCAUAAUUUGCAUUUUGAUCUUCCUCGUAGUAUUAUUACCUUUAUUAGAUCACGCUACAGAACGAAAUUUAGAAGAAUUAAACAGUUUUCAUGCAGAUAACUGUAAUAAUACUUGCAGAUUGUCGUUAACUGAAAGUAUUCCAGAAGGCUUGAUAUAUUCGAACGGUUCAAUCGUAUAUCCUUCCACUUUUGAUACUUGGUUAGAUUUGAUUAAUUCGGCUAACGAAUCUAUAGAUAUAGGGUCGCUUUAUUGGACUUUGAGACAGUCAGAAGUUUAUCCAGAUCCUUCUUCAUUACAGGGGGAAAAAAUCUUCCAGUCGUUAGUAAAAGCGGGCGUGGAACGUGGUAUUAAAAUCAGGAUAGCACAAAAUGCACCAUCGCAAAAUUUUCCCAACAUAGAUACCGAAUUGUUGGUGAAAAGGAAAGCAGCUGAAGUUCGUAGUCUUAAUUUUGCUAAAUUAUUAGGAUCCGGUGUUUUGCAUACUAAAUUAUGGAUCGUCGAUAAGAAACAUAUAUAUGUAGGUAGCGCCAAUAUGGAUUGGAGAUCCUUAACACAGGUGAAAGAGUUGGGAAUUACCAUAAGGAACUGUUCCUGUCUGGCGAACGACGUUCAAAAAAUUUUCGAGGUUUAUUGGACCCUCGGCGCCGAUAACGCCAAAAUACCACCGCAAUGGCCGUCUAACUUAUCCACGCAAUACAAUAACGAUACUCCGUUCAAUUUAAUGUAUGACAACGAAACUUUCCAAACAUAUUUCACCAGUUCACCGUUGCCUUUUAAUCCGUCCGGCCGUACGAACGACAUCGACGCCUUGACUCACGUCGUACUACACGCAGAAAAAUUUGUUUACAUAUCCGUUAUGGAUUAUUUCCCUUUGAUGAUUUACACUCCGAAAGUUAAAUUUUGGCCGGUUAUAGAUGAUGCUUUGAAAACGGCCGCCAUCGAAAAUAAAAUCAAGGUGAAAUUACUGAUAAGUUGGUGGAAUCAUUCCAGACCUUCGGAAGACAACUUUUUAAAAUCCCUAUCUGAUAUAAAUAACGCAUACCCUGGAGUUAGUUUGGAAAUACGUCGUUUUAUCGUUCCCGCUAAUAAAGAUCAACAAAAAAUACCGUUCGCUCGAGUAAAUCACAAUAAAUACAUGGUAACCGACAACACUGCCUUUAUAGGCACUUCUAAUUGGUCAGGGGAUUAUUUCACCGACACGGCCGGUAUUUCUUUCAUCUUGCACGACCCUGUAUUCGACAGAAACACCAAUCACACUACGAUACGUAGUCAAUUACAGGGGGUUUUCGAAAGGGAUUGGAAUUCACCGUAUGCCCAUUUUAUGAAUUUUUCCGAAUACGAAGAAACUUAUUAAAUAUACGACUUUUUUUAUUUAAAUAAAUCGUCAAAAUAAUUAUUAUUUAGAAAUUAAAAACAACAAUUAUUUCUCUCCUCGAUACGUCCCUGUUUAUAAUAAAUACUCGAUAAAGUGUCUAUGUCGUUGAUAGUUUCACUUUACAGAAAGAGGUCACUGUUUACCAUUCUAUGGAAUUUCUUCUUUUUUAAUUUUUUGCAGUUUCCUAUUAUAUAAAAAGGCCAUUUAUGUUAGUUAAAGCUCCGUUGUAUUACACCAGAGACUUAACAAGAUUUCUUUUGUUAAUAUUUGAUUAUAAUUGUUAGUUCUCUUUAAUACAAUAAUUAAAAAUGUGAAUUGAUUAAAAUUUACGGUAAUAUUUUAACAUUUUAAAUUAGGAUUUGGUGAACAAAAUGAAUUGGAUGUUAAACAUCUAUGUAAAUAUUUAACAGAGCACAGAAAAUGUCGCAACAAUUUUCAUAUGUAUGUGCCUUGAUUUGAAAUCUCUACAAAUUUCAUGUGAUGAAAUAAAAAAACAAUUUAUUUAGAAAUGAAAACCAUUAUAUAUAAUUCUAUUAUUCCAAUUUCGUCAAUAAUUUCCUCCUCGAUGUGUCCCUGUUUAUAAAUAAACAUCCUAUUAAGUAUCUAUUUCUUCUUUUUUGUGUAAAAAUGAUAAUUCUUGGUUGUAUUUUUUUCUACGUUUGUCGUUGAUAGUUUCACGUUUCAAAAAGAGGCCACUAAUAUAACGUUCUAUGGAAUUUCUUCUUUUUUAAUUUUUGACAGUUUCCUCAUUUAUAUUUUAUUUUACCAGGGACGUGACAAAUUUUCUUUGGUUAAUAAAUUAUUAUUUGUGUUAAUUACGAUUAUUAGAAUAGUUUAAAUGCUCAUUGAUAGACUUUUAUCUUAAUAUCUUAGCAAUUUUAAUUGGGGUUUAUUAAAAAAAUAUGGAUUUGAUUUCAAGCAACGAUGUAAAUGUUUCAAAGCACUAAAAAUGUUUGUCGUAUAUGUGUGUGCCUUAAUUUUGAAUAUUUAUAAAUUUUAUGUUAUGUGUUGUGAUAAAACAUUAGAAAGUGGAUGAUAUUGAAAAGUACCUCUAAGUUUAUAAACGAAAAUAAGGAAUUUACUAAAACAUUUUUAUUUUUACGAUUUUUCUUAAUUUGCAACUAAUAAAUGUUCCCAACAAAUUUAAAACAUAACCUCUAAUACCACGACAAAGUUGAUUGAUAACUCUAUAUUUCUUCUUCUUUUGAAUACACCAAAAGUUACACAAUUCUUCUUUUUCUUAAUGUUAAGUGGAUGUUACAACUUACCUAACUUUUCUAUACCGAAAUAUAUGACAAUAAAGUAUUUUAAAACCUCAUUAUGAUUAAUCAGGACCGUAAUAUAUUUUAUUUGAUUGAGAUAUUUCGAUUAAUUUCGUAAACUUUUAUGUUUUUCAACGAUUUAGUGGUACUUUUUCUUAAUCUAUCACUUUCUAUUUUGUAACUACGUUCAAGAUGAAAUAAAUUGUAUAAAACCUU
Diorhabda sublineata is the source of this 3820-nucleotide messenger RNA. RefSeq names its product 5'-3' exonuclease PLD3-like. NCBI's taxonomy places the organism in Eukaryota, Metazoa, Arthropoda, Insecta, Coleoptera, Chrysomelidae. Bases 513 to 2321 code for a protein of 602 amino acids. Gene Ontology annotation, molecular function: catalytic activity. The record is from RefSeq and is a predicted model, not a curated record. The transcript has 11 exons.